AUGUACAGCCUCGGGAACCUCAAGAGGCUGGGGUACGACAUGGCCGCGACCACCAGCCUGUCGUCGGAGCUGCCAGUGCUCUACAUGAACAACUUCUCGCAGUUCGACGCGUGGGGGAAGCGUUCGGUUCCAGGAUUUCGCGAGCGGUUGCCCGCGGUCGCUUUCAUGUCCAGCUACUGCGGAGACAAGGGGGAAUUGGUGACGAUGCUCGCUGAACUGGGAAUCCCAGUGCACUCGCUUGGCAAGUGUGCGCCAAGUGGAAGCGAGAAUAAACACACCCCUGAGAUUGCGUCGGGAGACAAGGUGAGCUUCAUCAGCAAGUAUCGAGUCUAUCGAAGACAAUAG
Messenger RNA from Prorocentrum cordatum, 345 nucleotides. Lineage: Eukaryota; Dinophyceae; Prorocentrales; Prorocentraceae. The record is from the annotation of a GenBank genome assembly.